CCCCCCGAGGUCACCGGGACCCACCGGGACCCCCGUGCCAACUUCACCCACGGGCAGCGCGGAUUCCGGGGCUCUGCAGCCCCCGUGCCAGCCUCACCGCGGACCCCGGGGCUCUGCACAGCCCGCAGACCGGCGGUGAUGGCCCAGCCGUCGCACCUCCGGGGUUACGGGCUCUGAGUGCCGCCUCGCUGCUGCAGCCAUGGAUGCCAACCUGCCGGGCACCUUCCUGCUCAACGGCCCCUCGCUGGGCGCCUUCCCCGAGGCCAAGGCGCCCGUUUGCCAGUACUCAGUGCAGAGCUCCUUCUACAAGCUGGCACCCCCGGGGCUGGGCGCCCAGCUGGCUGCGGGCACCCCGCACGGCAUCUCCGACAUCCUCGGCCGGCCCGCGGCGGCGCCGAACGGCGGCAUCCUCCCCGGGUACCCGCACGCGGGCGGAUUGAACGGACUGAGCUCGCCGGGCGUCUAUUACGGGCCCCAGGUGGGCGCCCUCCCCAAGGCCGGGGGCGAGUACCUGCCCAGGGGCCGGAGCUGCUGGGCGGAGGCGGCCCCGGAGUGGCGGGGCGGCCGGCAGUGCGGCGGCCCCCCUGCUCACCUGGCUGACAGCAUCCACAAGAAGAAGCACACGCGCCCAACCUUCACAGGACACCAGAUCUUUGCUCUGGAGAAGACAUUUGAGCAGACCAAGUACCUGGCGGGUCCGGAGCGGGCACGGCUGGCCUAUUCCCUGGGCAUGACCGAGUCCCAGGUGAAGGUCUGGUUCCAGAACCGCCGGACCAAAUGGAGGAAGAAGAGCGCCCUGGAGCCCUCCUCAUCCUCGCAGCGGGCGGGGGGCUCUGGCGGAGAGCGGGCGGCCUCCGAGACCGAGGACGAUGAGUACAACAAACCCCUGGACCCGGACUCGGAUGACGAGAAGAUCCGGCUGCUGCUGAGGAAGCACCGUGCAGCCUUCUCAAUGCUGGGCUUGGGCACUCACAGCGGCUGAGCAGGGGCACAGCCUGGCCCCUCUGAACCCCCCUGAGCAGCACAGAGCCCUGCCUGGCUGCUGGGAUGGGAUGGGAUGGAUGGAUGGAGCUGCAUGGGGAGCUCACAGGGCUGGGAGCAGCACGCUGGUAGUGGCAGGUGCAGCUGUGCCAUUGAUGAAAUAAAGGUGCCAGUCAAGUCCCAGCACUUGUUUUGUGGUCCAGGGUGGCCUUGUGAGGCUGGGCUAGAGAAGGGUUGGGGAUAGGAUGGAUGGGGCAGGGUCUGGUGCUGCCUGUGGCACAGGAGGUGCCCACAGAAGAAGGGGAGCCCUGGAGAUUUUCCCAGGGUGUGACCCAGCAGCAAGAGCUGCUGGUUCAAAAGUCACUCACUGGGGCCUCUUACUGGAAGCUCUUAGCAGCAAAUAAAUAUCAUUUAUCUUAACAGUGUGAGUGAGAGCCCAUUCACCUGUCGGGGCUGCAGGAUUGAUGUGGCAUCAAUAGCCCCAGUGUGUUUGCCUGCCAACCUGUUGGGUGCCCCCCUGCUCUGUGCUGCACCCCUGUGCAAGGGGGGGCUGCACAUUCAGAUAUUUGUGUGCACAUGGGGCUGCACACCCCCUGUUCUAGCUCACCAGUGGCAUGCCAGCUGUGGGUACCAGCUGUCCUUACCUGCUGAGGACACCAAAGGAGCUCCAGCUGGCACAGACAACAAGCUUGGCAGUUGUUCAGCCAAGAGCCAGCUAAGUGCCAGGCAGGUGUGAGCAAACACGUGGGCUGUGUCUUGGAAGGAAAUCGAUAGCAGAUAAGGCACUGAUAGCAGCAGAGGGGCAGGAGUGGGGCUGGGGAAGGGCUGCCCCUCCCUGAGGCUGCAGGCAGCACCCAAAAUGUGGCUGAGUCCACACUUGGGCCACUGGGAUCUGAGCACCAGCCUUGUGUGGGGCUGCAGAUCAUUGCUGUACAAGGCUCACACUUGGCUUAAAGCCCUUUUCAGUCUCUCACUGGGCUCUGGGCACUUUGCAAGGAGCUCUGAGUGCUCAGUGCCACUUUUGCAGAGCUUAGGGCACUGCUGUCCCUGCUCAGGUCCCUGUCCAGCCCCUGCAUUAUGAGGGGCUCACAAUGCUCCCCCCUCAGCCCCUCUGCCUCCAUGGGACGGAUGCUGGGCCAGGACAGAGCUGAUGGAGCUUUGGGAUGGCAGGGAGCUCCCAUGGCAGCACGGUGGCAGUGCCACCAGGAAGGGACACAUCGCUCUGGGGACAGAGCCAGCACUCAGCAGCAGCAGGUUCCACAUGGUGGGAGAAGUGAGGGGCUGCUGCUGCUGGGAUAUUUUUUUAACAUUUUCUAAGCUGCCCCCAGCUCGGCUGACAAUUUUUAAUGUACUAACUGCCUGGUCCA
This is a messenger RNA of Zonotrichia leucophrys gambelii, 2348 nucleotides long. RefSeq names its product NK6 homeobox 3 (gene NKX6-3). Gene Ontology annotation, biological process: regulation of transcription by RNA polymerase II; cell differentiation. Gene Ontology annotation, cellular component: nucleus. Gene Ontology annotation, molecular function: DNA-binding transcription factor activity, RNA polymerase II-specific; RNA polymerase II cis-regulatory region sequence-specific DNA binding. The coding region runs from base 200 to 982 and encodes 260 amino acids. Lineage: Eukaryota; Metazoa; Chordata; Aves; Passeriformes; Passerellidae. The transcript is spliced from 3 exons. The record is from RefSeq and is a predicted model, not a curated record.